CAAGUUUAAUAUCUGAGUUGAACGUUGUACCAACACGGUUUGCCCUAAAUGAAUAUUAUAUCUAAAAUAAUGUUAAGGGGAUCAAUAAAUCAAUUUCAUACCAACACACGACCAAAUGAGCUACAGUUAACCGUGCUGCUUCUCUCUUGAAUGGCUCAAUUCUGGGGAAAAUUUUGACUGGAAAAGUUGGCGUAUUACCAUACAUCCUUCCUUUUAACUCUUUUGAUGUUGUGGGGGAGAGAGUGAUGGAGAAAGAAGGGAGCUUGAGGUUGAGGCGAAUUGCGAUGAAGGAGGAGGAGGUGGAGCCAUUGGAGUUCAUAGAAGAGAUGACGAGUCAUGUAGAUGAGGUGCAGAAGAUGGUGCUGGAUGACAUCCUCUCCACCAAUGCCAACGUUGAGUACCUACAGAGGCAUGGGAUAUUCGGUAGAAGUAUAGACAGGAAAACCUUCAAGUCCAAGCUGCCAAUCAUCGAAUACGAAGACAUCCUGCCCGGCAUACAGAGGAUAGCAAACGGUGAUCCUUCACCCAUUUUCUCUGCCCAACCCAUCUCCGAGCUACUAACUAGCUCUGGAACUUCAGGCGGUGAGCAGAAAAUGAUCCCGGUGACUGCCAACCAUCAUGAAGGGAUUUAUACAAACUUCGGAUGGCUCAUUCCCGCUGUCAUGAACAAAAAUAUCUCAGGAUUAGAUAAAGGAAAGGUCCUAUUCUUCUUCUUGACUAGAAGAGAGACCAAGAGUCCAGCUGGAAUUAUCAUGCGGACUGUACUUACAAGCUACUUUAAAAGUCCUCAAUUUCUUUGCAAACACUAUGCUAACAUCAACUACACAAGCUCCAUUCCCUCCAUCCAUUGCACAGAUGUCUUCCAAAGCUUGUAUGCUCAAAUGCUUGCCGGCCUAGCUGACCGGCUUGCCAUCUUUCAGAUAGGUUCAACUUUUGCACCAAUCUUUCGCCAGGCUAUCCACUUCCUCAAGCGUCAUUAUCAGGAACUUGCAGCAGAUAUUGAGCAUGGGACAGUGAAUCCACAAGUCACUGACACAGCAGUUAGAGCAGCAUUAGGAAACGCUCUGACCCCUGACCCAGAAAAUGCAGAACACGUAAGGAAGGAAUGUUCAAGUGGGGUUUUUCAGGGUAUCAUAAGGAGGAUUUGGCCAAAUACAAAAUUCUUGGAUCUUAUAGUGACAGGACCAAUGGCACAAUAUAUUCCAAGCUUGAAUUUCUACAGUGGGGACUUGCCUUUGACCAGCACUCCCUAUGGAUCAUCAGAGUGCUUCUUUGGGUUAACCUUAUGCCCUUUUACUAAGCCUGAUGACAUUGCCUACACCAUUAUGCUAACAUGGCCUACUUUGAGUUUUUGCCUGUCAAGCCUGCAUAUGAUAUUGGCUCACGUGGAGGAUGGAAAAGAGUAUGAGCUCAUGGUCCUUGUUCUUCUACCAGAUACAGACGAUUCAACUAUGUUUCCUUUCCCGAAAAUAGGAUCUAGUCUUUACCGAUAUAAGAUUGGGGACGUACUAAGAGUUGCCAACUUCUACAACAAAGCUCCCCAAUUCCACAUUGUUGGUCGGAAAAAUGUUUGCCUUAGCAUUGAUGUGGACAAAACGGAAGAGACAGAGUUACAGAAGGCCAUAGCGGCAUCUGAACUUGCUCACCUUAGGCCACAUAAUGCAAGAGUUCUUGACUACAGUUGUUAUACUGAUGUUAAGACAAUUCCAGGGCAUUAUGUUAUUUACUGUGAACUUUCUCCAAUCAAUCAUAGUGAGAACUCUUCAUUCUCACGGGUAAUCGACCAAUGCUGUCUCACUAUCGAACAGUCACUAAAUUCUGUUUACAGAACCCUGAAUGCCUAUUACAAAACAAUAGGACCAUUGGAAAUCAAGCUUGUGAAAGAUGGUGCAUUCCAUGAAGUAAUGGACCAUGCUACAGCUAGAAGUGCUUCUGCUGCACAUUUUAUAUUGGAGAUAUUGGAGGCGAGGGUUGUGUCAACUCAUUUUAGUCCAGGUGUUCCAAGUUGGUAGCCAUGACCGCAGCAGAAGAUGGCUUCAAUCGGAUAAGCUCAAGCUUCUGGGAGGAGAUCUACUUGCAUUAUAUUUUGUCUGCACGUCUGUAUGUGUUGUACACAACUGUCUGGUGCUUCUAUCUAUAAAUGAACAUGGACAUCUUCCCUUCUUAGCCGCGCACAUAUAUGCACAUAUAAGAAAAUAUUCAAAAUACUGCCCACCAAAUUGGUAGCCACGUCCGUUCAGUGAUAGAGCAUGCGCAGCUUCAUAUUUAAAGCUAGAAUGAGAAAAUGAACGAAAAACGUUCAAUCUCGUAGGGGACUGCCUCAAUGAUGGUUAGGCAGAACCCUUUAACUUUUUUUUAUUUUUUAUUUUGUCUAUUUUAAAAUUUUUAUUUCAUUUCACAGAAAUAUACAUAAAUAUAAAAAUCAUUCAAUUUCAAUGAAAAGUAGCAGCAUUUCUUUGGUGACACAUUUUCUGGAUUUUAAAUUCAAUUCGACCUUUUAGCAAAAUCCACUUGAAUACCUUACUAUUUUGCCAAUUUGCUACGAUUAUAAUUUUUUAAUAUUAUCAAUAUUAAAAAAUUAUAGUUAAUAUUUUCUUAAAUUUACAUAAAGCCAUUAGUUUAUUGUUUUGAUUUAAAGAAGUAUAGUUAAUAUUUAUUUUUAAAUUCUUUUAGAAGUUGAUUAGAGGUUUUCUGAAAUUUUAGAAAGUUGAAAGGGUCCACUUUAUUGUUAUUUUAUUUCUAGUGGACUAAUUUUGUAAAGUUGUCAACACACCCUAAUCACUUUUAAUAUGAGAUUAGGGUUACGUGAAUGAGAAUCUGAAUGUUUCCUCUCUUUCUCUCUCCCUCCCUCUUUCUCUCUCUCUCUCUCUCUUGUUCCUCUCUUCCUCCCUAUUGAACAUGGUAUCAGAGCAACGGGCCUAGGGCUGUAAGAUCAAGGGUUCCACGCUCCUUCCUUCCUAUCCUCCUUUCUCAUCUCUCCUGUCAAGCUAGGGUUUCACAUCUGAAAUUCCUCUUGAUUACAAAAGAAGCAAUCAGACUGGUUAGUGGAAAGGGGCUAAUCACGUUUAACAUGUAGAGACGUGAUUAGCACCCUAGUGCGGCUGUUGAAGACGUUAAGCUGCAGAAAAAAAAAAAUCUGAUGUCGUUGUGUAUGUUGUUGCCAUGGAAGAAGAUCAGACCAUCGACAACGGUAUGCUGAUCAAAUCUGAUGUCGUGUAUGUUGCUGCCGUGGAAGAAGGUCCAUUGACAAGGGUGUGCUGAUUUGCUCGGUUGGGUGCUGCCUCAUGGAUCUUCGCAUUUAGAGUUGGAAGAAGAGCUUUGUAAUAUACGGCAACGUCAUCAAUAUCUAUCACAAUAUUUUGCUACGUUGACUGUUGCAUAUGAGAGGUUAAAAGCUCUUCGCCCAUCAUGCAAGCACUGCUAUGCAUCUCAUUUUGAAACUGGUAUGGUGGCAAAGUUUCUAUCUGGGUUAUCUUCAGAGUACUCUGUGGCAAAGUCUCAAAUCCUCACAGGCAGUGAUCUUCCAGACUUAGCAGACACAUAUAAUAGGCUGAGUCGCCUUGCUGUCACUCUUUCUCAGUCUACACAUAAUACACGAGUCUUUGCACUUGUGACAUCAGGAGGACGGGGCCAUAGUUCUUUUACUAGCACGAGAGGACGUGGCACAGGCCAUGGUGCAGGACGUGGCAGAAUUUAGUUCUCUUAUUGUGCCAAGCUAGGUCAUUUGGAGGACCGAUGUUGGGAUAAGCAUCCUCAUCUUCGUUCUGGUGGGUCAUUAGGCCGUGGUGGAGGGAGAACCAUUAUAGGAAAGGGGCCUUCUUCGUCCAAUGCAACUUCCUCACAGGCUACAGCUUCUAUGGUUGAGUCCCCUACCUCUGCUCCAUCAUACUUACUCAACUUAAGUAAGAAGGAAUAUGAUCUAGUUCUUGCUCAGAGGUCCUCCCCUGCAUCUACUAGCACUGUUGCAGUAGAGUCGGCUUUCACUGUUGGUGCCCCUACAACUGACCCAGGACUUACAAACUGGGAAGACGAUUGGUAGCGGCCAUGAAUGGGAGGGACUCUACUUUCUGUCUAUUCCAGUCAAUGUUGCUGUAUCAUCAUUCACAUCGAAGCCGACUCCUCUGCAGUGGCAUCUCAGACUGGGUCAUCCCUCUGUGUCCAAACUUCGUCGCAUUCUUUCCAGAUAUUCCUGCAUCAGAGUCUUUCCUACGUGAAGCAUGCCAAUUAGGCAAGCAUACACGUAGUAGUUUUCCCUCGAGUUAGAGUCUUUUUAAUCUAUUUCAUGUUGAUGUUUGGGGUCCAAGUCGGGUUUCUUUUCGUUCGCGUUUUUGGUAUUACCUUGUUUUGGUUGAUGAUUUUACCAGAGUCAGUUGAGUAUUUUUGUUACGAGAAAGGUUUGAAGUCAUUUGUAUUCUUUAGAGAUUUAUCAAGGAAAUAAAAACUCAGUUUGGUUC
Messenger RNA from Nymphaea colorata (pocket water lily), 4454 nucleotides. RefSeq names its product probable indole-3-acetic acid-amido synthetase GH3.1. Gene Ontology annotation, molecular function: acid-amino acid ligase activity. Bases 246 to 2012 code for a protein of 588 amino acids. Lineage: Eukaryota; Viridiplantae; Streptophyta; Magnoliopsida; Nymphaeales; Nymphaeaceae. The transcript is spliced from 7 exons. The record is from RefSeq and is a predicted model, not a curated record. Gene Ontology annotation, cellular component: cytoplasm.